This is a messenger RNA of Fopius arisanus, 2533 nucleotides long. It is a transcript of the gene CtBP, whose product is annotated as C-terminal binding protein. Gene Ontology annotation, biological process: regulation of transcription by RNA polymerase II. Bases 1014 to 2453 code for a protein of 479 amino acids. Gene Ontology annotation, molecular function: transcription coactivator activity; transcription corepressor activity; oxidoreductase activity, acting on the CH-OH group of donors, NAD or NADP as acceptor. Lineage: Eukaryota; Metazoa; Arthropoda; Insecta; Hymenoptera; Braconidae. The record is from RefSeq and is a predicted model, not a curated record. The transcript has 6 exons. Gene Ontology annotation, cellular component: nucleus.
GCCGCCAUUUUCCUCCAGUGAGGUAGUGAGCAUCGUGAAGCAUCAGUUAAUACAACAAUAAUCAACCAUUAAAAAAUCAAAACAUCGUUAAAACAAAACCCAACAAAUCCCUCCCCCCCUCGCCCCGUUAAAUUAAUUAACCUCCAAGUUCCGUAAUUAGAGGUGCGUCGGGGGCGACAGGGCGACAAUUUUUGCGAACACCCCAGGGGCCCAGUUUGAUUGUUUCCACCAAACACAAGAGAUCCAACAAUAAAAAUCUUCAUUGUUGAUAAUAAUAAAUCAACAAUUCGUACAAAUCGUUGGUACGAGGAAAUACAUCGACUUUUGGUAACGACGUGUGUUGAUUAAUUUUUGCAGAGACGUCGAGAGGUGCCCGGAUUAACUCCAGUGACAAGAAAAAUCCACCGGUGGGGGGUAAUCAACACAUUUAAACCGCAUUGAAUCGUAAUAAGUGAUAAAUUAUUUGUGAAUUUAAAAGGGAAAGUGGGGGCUGGAGUUGUGAGAGAUUCGAGGGAAAGGCUUUUACUCUCCACGAAAAUAAACCGAUAAUUGAUAAGACGUCAACGGUGGAUUAGCCGAGGAUUUACUGUAGUCUCCGACAGGACUGUCGGCACACCACGACUUCGUGAUGUUUUGGAGAUUCGACGAUUCACCCUCGAAUACGUAUGAAACCGCCGUAGUGAAGAAACAAUCAGUGUGACGAAGCAUCAAUAAAGUGCGAUAAGAUAAUCAUAGGGUUUUUUUUCCCAAUACGAGGGUUUAAGACAGAUUUAAACGACACAGUGGUAUUUUUUUUUGUUUUGUUUUGGUUACGUGGACUGUUUAGAAGUGUAAACCGAAUUCUAGGUGGGAGUUUAAUAUUUUUUAUUUCCCAUUUUUUGUUUAUAAAUAUUGAAAAAAAAGUUUGGAGCUAUUGCCUGGGGUUCAGUGGAUUGGGGAUUGGUUUUUGGUUUGUUUUUUUUUUUUUUUUGAAAAGAGGUGUGAGAUUACAAAAUAGGGGGGCUGUCUGACCGAUGGACAAACGUAAGAUGCUGACGAAACGCCCGCGAAUGGAUACCAUGAGGGGCCCUAUUGCCAAUGGGCCCAUCCAAACUCGACCGCUUGUUGCACUUCUUGAUGGACGUGAUUGUUCCAUUGAGAUGCCAAUUCUUAAGGACGUUGCUACUGUUGCGUUUUGUGACGCCCAAUCCACAUCGGAAAUCCAUGAAAAGGUACUAAAUGAGGCUGUUGGAGCACUGAUGUGGCACACUAUUAUUCUAACAAAAGAGGACCUUGAAAAGUUCAAAACACUAAGAAUUAUCGUGAGAAUUGGCUCGGGGGUUGACAACAUUGACGUUAAAGCUGCUGGUGAGCUUGGCAUUGCUGUAUGCAAUGUACCUGGUUAUGGUGUUGAGGAAGUUGCUGACACAACGCUGUGUCUCAUUCUCAAUCUUUAUCGUCGUACGUACUGGCUUGCAAAUAUGGUACGAGAGGGUAAAAAAUUCACUGGGCCUGAGCAGGUGAGAGAGGCAGCCCAGGGUUGCGCCAGGAUACGAGGUGAUACACUUGGUAUCGUUGGUCUUGGUAGAAUUGGAUCGGCAGUUGCACUUCGUGCCAAAGCAUUUGGCUUCAUCGUCAUGUUCUACGAUCCUUAUCUACCCGAUGGCAUUGAAAAAUCACUCGGUCUCACGAGAGUCUACACGCUACAGGAUUUGCUCUAUCAGUCUGACUGUGUAUCACUCCACUGUACCCUCAAUGAGCAUAAUCAUCACUUAAUUAAUGAAUUCACCAUCAAACAGAUGAGACCUGGAGCAUUUCUAGUAAACACAGCACGAGGUGGCCUCGUGGACGACGAUGCACUGGCAGCUGCACUGAAACAGGGAAGAAUUCGUGCAGCAGCCCUCGAUGUCCAUGAGAACGAGCCAUACAAUGUCUUUCAGGGUCAGUCAAAUGCCCAAUGUCCACUAAAGGAUGCACCAAAUCUACUGUGCACACCGCACGCUGCAUUCUACAGCGAUGCAAGUUGCUCGGAAUUACGGGAAAUGGCUGCGACUGAGAUACGACGAGCUAUUGUCGGCCGUAUUCCUGAUUGCUUGAGGAACUGCGUUAAUAAAGAGUAUUUCCACUCGUCCACUGGCAGCAGCUACCCAGAGGCUAUAAACGGUGGAUACUACGCGGGAGCUCUGCCAAUGCAACAGGCGCAUUCAACGACACCCCAUGAUUCAGCUCCACCACCACCUGGUGGACACACAGUUGUUGGUGGUGGUGGUGGUGGUAGUGCUAGUGGUCCAAACUCAUCGGCUGGUGGUGGCAGUACUGGGCCAACAGUUGGUGGUGGUGGUCCAGCAGUUGGUGGUGGUGGAAGUGGUGGACCAGCAAGUGCACCACCAAGUGCUGGUCUGCCUGGUUUACCACACAGCAUAGUUACUGAUCCUGAUCCACGACCAAGUCCACCAGCCCCAAGUCCACGUUGACCAUGAGAAUAAUUUUUCAUUUUCCAUAUUUUUCUUUCAACAUCCACGAGAUAUAAGGGGGAGAGAAAAAAAAAGAGAAA